CGCCGAUUGGCUGCGUGUUGUAGCCGCCGGUUCCGGGUCCGUCAGCACGCCGGCAUGGCGGGCGGCGGCCGCGGUGGUGACAAGUUCUCGGUGCUGCUGCCCACGUACAACGAGCGGGAGAACCUGCCCCUCGUCGUGUGGCUGCUGGCGCGCACCUUCCAGGACAGCGGAAAGGAUUUUGAAAUUAUCAUCAUAGAUGAUGGAAGCCCCGAUGGGACACAGGAAAUUGCCGAGCAAUUGGAAAAAAUAUAUGGAUCAGAUAAAAUACUUCUGAGACCCAGAGCAAGAAAGUUGGGCCUUGGCACUGCGUAUAUUCAUGGAAUGAAGCAUGCCACUGGGAAUUUCAUUAUUAUUAUGGAUGCUGACCUCUCUCACCACCCAAAGUUUAUUCCAGAGUUUAUCAGAAAGCAGAAAGAAGGCAAUUUUGAUAUUGUGUCUGGAACAAGAUAUAAAGGAAAUGGAGGAGUGUAUGGCUGGGAUUUGAAAAGAAAAUUAAUCAGUCGUGGUGCCAAUUUUCUGACUCAGGUUUUGCUGCGACCAGGUGCAUCAGACCUAACAGGGAGCUUCAGGUUAUACAGAAAAGAAGUCUUAGAGAAGCUAAUGGAAAAAUGUGUUUCUAAAGGAUACGUCUUCCAGAUGGAGAUGAUUGUUCGGGCUAGACAGUUGGGAUAUACUAUUGGAGAGGUUCCUAUUUCAUUUGUGGACCGUGUCUAUGGAGAAUCUAAACUGGGAGGCAAUGAAAUAGUCUCCUUCUUAAAGGGGCUCUUGACCUUGUUUGCCACAACGUGAUAGUUUAUCCUAAAUUAACUUUUUUAGGAAACCCUUUUCUGACAUCUGUGUGGUUUUUAGUACAUAAUAGCAGAAGCUUGAUAAUUUGUGUGGUGACCGGAAGACCUGCUAUAAACUAACAGUUAAACAAACCACCAGUAAUGAACUACAUAUGUUGUAUCCCACAAUGCUCCUUUCAAAAUAAAUGAACUGUAUGUUAAACUAAAACCUAAUAAAGACUAAUGCUCUGUUCUAUUUUUGUAACAAUAAUGAAGUCUUAAUAAAGAACUAAUGAUCUUUUGCA
Messenger RNA from Neopsephotus bourkii (Bourke's parrot), 1072 nucleotides. RefSeq names its product dolichyl-phosphate mannosyltransferase subunit 1, catalytic (gene DPM1). Bases 55 to 789 code for a protein of 244 amino acids. Gene Ontology annotation, biological process: protein O-linked glycosylation via mannose; GPI anchor biosynthetic process. Gene Ontology annotation, molecular function: dolichyl-phosphate beta-D-mannosyltransferase activity. The transcript is spliced from 9 exons. The record is from RefSeq and is a predicted model, not a curated record. Gene Ontology annotation, cellular component: endoplasmic reticulum membrane. Lineage: Eukaryota; Metazoa; Chordata; Aves; Psittaciformes; Psittacidae.